This is a messenger RNA of Angiostrongylus costaricensis, 1329 nucleotides long. NCBI's taxonomy places the organism in Eukaryota, Metazoa, Nematoda, Chromadorea, Rhabditida, Metastrongylidae. The record is from the annotation of a GenBank genome assembly.
GUGAGCAAUUAUAACGUUUUUUCCAGGCCGCUCUUUACCUGGUGGGUAACACUAGUGCAGGUGCUUGUUUGCAUUGUCUCCUUAUUAUUCUAUGGUCUUGGACCAGUAGGCUGGGAGAGAGUGGAGAUGAAGGGAGAGGUCGUCGACGUCUCUUUAGUUAUGCGACAAGUUAGCUAUUACGAACCCGUAAACCAUUGGAUCGGGCCCAGAUUCGCAGAUUUAAUACGACUGGGAGCCAAGUAUUCACCUUGCAUGCGACGGGAACCUGGAUUGUGGAGGUUAAUAGAGGAGGAGCGGAGGAAAGAGAAUGUGACGGGAUGCUGUGUGUUCAAUGAUCGGACGGGAUGUUACCAAACAAGACAGUCAAGCUGUCCGGUGGGUACAGUUAGCAUUAUCAGCUAUGGUAUUGUUUGCAUGCGAAGAAAGAGAGGUUGUUGUAACCUCACGAAGGUUCGCUACAAUAUUCAUAACCCACUAGCAAUUUGUACGAGCGUCAUUCGUUGGCCACAUGGCAUAAAUGGUCUAAACCAACCAUUCCUUCCCUCACUAGAUCAAAAUCCGACUCGUCAUUACUGGACGCCACCCGAAAUGCUUUUCACGUUAACAGUUGUAUUUAGAACACCUCCUCACGCCGUCGUGGUUCGACCCUGCCUGCAGUUUCUAGCCAUUCUUGGAGAACAGCUGGGGCCGUAUGCGGACAAGAUCCGGACUACUUUCAGCUUCCCAUUUACGUGCCAUUUACGCUCGAAUGUCGUCGAGAUAUAUCUUUUUAGUUUCUGCAAACGUCCAUCAUCGGUUAGACCAUACGAAUGGCCUGAUGACCUGACACGAUGGCCGGUCAAUUGCUUUUCCGACAUAUGUGGCAUGCUUCCGUUUCUUUGGCGAGAUUACCCAGAUCAGUUCUACCGCAUGUUCCUUUCCCUGUUUUUGCACGCUGGUAUCAUUCAUUGCGCUUUCACGGUAUUUGUGCAAAUGUGGUUGAUGCUUGAUCUUGAGAUGCUCAUUGGUUGGAAACGCAUGGCGAUUCUAUAUAUCGGUUCUGGCAUUGGAGGGAAUUUUGCUAGUGCGAUUUUUGUGCCUUACAGUCCGGAAGUUGGCCCAUCAGGAAGUCAUUUAGGAAUAAUGGCAGCGCUUGUCGUGGAUUUGCACCACCACAGACAUAUCAUAGUGAGACCGCGGCGUGAGCUCAUGAAGCAUAUGUUGACUGUUUUUGUGCUUUUUCUCACCGGUCUGCUUCCGUGGAUUGACAACUGGGCUCAUUUGUUUGGUUUCCUCUUCGGGCUACUGAUCACUAUAGGUAACUUCAGAAUUUAUUUUUUAUACUCUUGA